Molecule: messenger RNA, 3097 nt
Organism: Daphnia magna
Lineage: Eukaryota; Metazoa; Arthropoda; Branchiopoda; Diplostraca; Daphniidae
Product: ceramide transfer protein
Exons: 8
Coding region: 224-2095 (623 amino acids)
Biological process (GO): ER to Golgi ceramide transport
Cellular component (GO): Golgi apparatus
Molecular function (GO): phosphatidylinositol-4-phosphate binding
Source: RefSeq, a predicted model, not a curated record
CACGAGUAAUGUUGAAACAACACCAGUCUGAACUGCUAUAACAAGAUUAGGGUGGCCCUUCGCUCCGUGUUUUUAUCGUUUCUAAUCACGAAGUCGUCGGAUAUUAUAGGUGGGCCUUUGUUGGUUCGCUUCGUUUUUCUUUUACACAAAACAAAUUCAGCAGAGAGAAGAGGGGGAGUUUAUCAGAGUAAAGGGGCGGAGUGGCAAUAGCCAACCAGGUGAAAUGUCUGACAAGAACAGCUUAGAUUUCAGCGACGAUGAAGAAGACGUUGAAGUGGGUGCGAUGAAUGCAAAUGUGGCUCAAGAAAUCAGCGGAACAUUGAGCAAGUGGACAAACUACAUCCAUGGCUGGCAAGACCGCUACAUUGUUGUCAAAGAUGGGGUAAUGGCAUAUUACAAAUCCCAGCAAGACACUGGUUAUGGUUGCAGAGGAUCAGUCAGUAUAUGCCAAGCCAGUAUCAAGCCACAUGAGUUUGAUGAAUGCCGUUAUGACGUCUGUGUCAAUGAUUCUGUUUGGUAUUUGAGAGCUGAAUCCCCUGAAGAAAAACAGAGAUGGCUGACAUUUCUGGAGAGUCAUAAAGUGGAAUAUGAAUCCAAUAAUGGGCAUUUGCGCCGACAUGGUAGUGCGGUUUCGUUAACUUCAAAUAAUUUUUCCACGGCCUCCGCCUCUAGUUUUCGAAAAGGGCGCGGAUUGAGAGAAAAGCUGGCUGAAAUGGAAACCUAUCGGGAUAUUCUCAUCAGACAAGUUGACACCUUGCAAGGUUUCUUUGAUGCUUGCGCUACAGCUGCUGCUUCUAUUCGGGUUCGUGAAGUUAACGCAAAUGGAAUCGGAAGUGAUUCGGACGAUGAAACUUUGAUAACGGAUAUGAAAGCCAUGCGUGCCAAUGUGGUUAAAAUGCCGGAUGAGAUCCUGAUUGAACGCGGUUCACAUGCUGUGGAUUUCCGCGGUGAAGCGCUCACUUUCAAGGCGACGACAGCGGGCGUAUUGGCCCGGCUACAACAUUGUCUCGACCUGUUCACCCAGAGCCAGGACGGUUGGCGGAGACGUCUUGAACGAGAAGUAGAGAAACGUAAAAAAGUGGAGGACCUUUACCGCCAGGCGCUGGAGGAACUACGAAUAGUAAGCGACAGUAAACCGCAUCAACAGUUGCUAGGGCAACGGAUCGGACAUGAGCCCAUUCACUAUCAGCAACAGCUCAGCGCCGAAUCAAAGCGGAUUGUCUUGGUCGGUGGACCGGAUUAUCAGGAGGGUCCCCACAGCACGAUUGGUGAAGACGAAUUUUAUGAUGCCGUCGAAGCUGGUCUUGACAAAAUCGAUGAAGAACAGCAGUACCUGGAGAGGUUGAAAAAUAAACAAGUGGUUCGCUUCGCCAGUCAAGCACCAGCCCAUCCUCUUUGGCCAGAGAUUGAACGUGUUACACUUGAGCAAUUACAAUACGCGCGGCUGGGAGUGGAGGGCGGCGUUUGGCAGCUUUUCGCCGAAGACGGUGAAAUGAAAAUGUACAAGCGAGAGGAAGAAGUGGACGGAUUGGCAGUAGAUCCGCUUAAAGCGGUGCACACCGUCAAAGGCGUAACGGGCCGCGAGAUGACCCAUUAUUUCUUCAGCCCAGAUGUUCGUUUCGAAUGGGAGACAACUCUGGAACAAAUGAAGGUGUUGGAAACUAUAGCUGACGAUACCCUUGUUAUCCUCCAAAUUCAUAAACGGGUGUGGCCGGCCUCGCAACGCGAUGCGCUCUUCUGGUCCCACGUGCGACGCGUGCCCAAUGAUACGGACCGUGAUGCCCAAGAUAUAUGGAUCGCCUGCAAUCAUUCAACAGAACAUCAUGAAGCACCGUCUAACGAAGGGAAAAUGGUGCGCGUUGCCUUGACAGUUUGCCUGGUGUGCCAAACGUCGAUCGAGCCACCGGCCGAUGGCGGACCCGUCACGCGCGAUCACUUGACUUGCAAGAUCACCUAUUGUUCCGUUGUGAAUCCUGGCGGAUGGGUACCCACUUCUGCUCUGCGAGCAGUCUAUAAGAGAGAAUAUCCCAAGUUUCUGAAACGGUUCACGCAAUACGUCAAAGAUCGUUGUGAUAAACAGCCGAUUCUCUUCUAAAUCAUUCUAGAAUUGUCUGCGUCUAAUUUGCUCUUCUGGAUAUGAGGCAUAUAUAGCUGGAUAGUACUGAGAAACCGGAAAAGUAUUCAGGCAAAACAUUCUUUGUUACACAAUUCGUCGUGGCCUCUUUGGUCUCCAUUCCACAUUUCUAUUGUUAUUGUUAUUUUUAAGGUUUUGGUGCUGAUCGGCUCGCGGUGUUUCGUGCCCACCCGUAUUGUGACAUCAUCCAAUGGCUGACAGUGUCUUGUUUGUUAGUUUUUUUUUUCUUUUCUUCCUGUCUACAUGAUCCUUCGCCUUUGUUUCUCCCGAAAUUCUGUCGGAACUUUAUAGCUGGAACCACAAGAGAAAAUGAGGAAAUCCAAGUGCCUUUGCCGAGGUUCAAAAUAUCGUUGGAUACCGCGUGUGCAUUACUUCGCCGUCCGCUUAAUUAUGGUCGUUACUCUAAGGUCGCCUUUUCCCCUCAUCGGAUCACACUCUUUUGUCAGUCGUAUCAUCCUCUUUCUCUUUUCUUUCUUUGUUGUUCAAAAAUUGCGUCCAUCCAGUGUUGAUAACCUGUUGAGUGUCAGUAUUCUGAGCAAGAAACGAAGAAGAUGGAACACUGUGGGGAGUGAAUGUCAUUGUCCAGUUGUGCGCUUUUAGUCAUGUUCGAGCCACUUGUGAAUAUUUAGAGAUUGUUAUUGUUUCUUUUCCCCCUUCUUUUUUUGGGGGGCAUAUUUUCGCUGCACCGAAGCUUUGAUCCAGCGAUUUGUUGUGUCUACACUUGUCUCGCUCAGUCUGUUGUUCCAAGUGUAACACCUCAGCAUUUUCUGAUCCCGUGCACGUAUUGUCGUUUUCUUGAGAUCGUCUCGUUUGGAUGUCAACGUAUGAAAGUGUGUCUGCGACACUAUGUUUUCGUUUUGCUUGUUUGCAUAUUCUCUCAUUUUGGAAUCACAUUCGGCUACACAAACGUUGAAUCAUUUGUCGACUUUCACCGGAUAAAAAUACAAUACCGAUUAAUCGUCA